AUGUCCAACUCGCCGUCCGUUUCCGAAGAUACCUUGCCUAGUCCCCUGGUGACACCUGCUACACCUGCCCAACAUGAUUGCUCCAAUACGGUCCAUGAAGGUACCCCACGUCACCAUUUACGGGCGCAGCAUCUGUCUCAGGGGCCUAGUGAGGGUUUCUCACCAUCGCGCGCCGAAUCCCCUACCGCUCAUUCCUGGUCUCAGCCCGCAUCCCGACUAUUUACUUUGAAAAGAAUCGCUACCACACCUCCGGACACUAUCGCGCAUCCGGAUAGUGUCUACCGACCUCAGUUGUCUGAACGGGAUAGCAUUUUCGCUACUCAUUACCUUCCCUCAGAAAGUUCCGCAAAUACCCCACAAUUACCCCCCGAAAAGGCCUUGGGCAAUGAACGCCAGGUCAACUUGAUCCCUAGCCUCGACGAUGCAUCCGUGUCUCCAAGUGCAUUCUCCAAGGUCUCUCCCCACCGUUUGAGCGUCGACCCUUCCCGCAUGGAAGUUGACGUCAACAGAAACUCUCCAUUGCGUUCCUCUGCUCUCUUUUCAACCACCGAUCUUCCCCGGCUGUCUCUCCUGCGCGCAUCGACCUCACCGACUGAUCACGCAAAUAAAACGGAGGUAGAGCCAGGCGUGCAGGCUCACUUGGGAGCAUCUCAGCGGUACAAGGUGUCAUUGAGUAACACAGGUACGAAAACCAGUUGGUUUCAAGGGACUUUACCUGAACGGAAUCCCUUCCCGUCCACACUAGAUGAUGUCUCUCGUACCACCCACUCUUUGACCAUUCCAUCCUCUGGCCACGACGGCUCGCAGGCCAAUCGGGAUCUCUUAUCCUACAGUCCGAAAGAAGACAUCCCUCAGACUUCGGUUGAACGAAGCCCCAGCAGAGGUCGUCGUGGCCGAGUUGACAGCUCAAUUGAAGCCAAUUUGACCAAUGCGGAGCCGGCUUCCAAUGUCCGCAGCCGUAAGUCCAGCCAUUAUCUGGGUCUUUUCAAAGAAAACACCGCUUCUUCACCGGAUCGCAAACGACGGGAGGAUCGUUGCCGACCACAAGAUGAGACGUUGGGCCUGAGGGAUCGCAACGUGGAUCAUGAACAAGAAGCACAUCGUUCAGAACAGGAAACGUCGCUUCGUAAAAGCACAUCGCUCUCCGCACUUGACGACGCUCCGUCAUUCCAACCUCCAUCUCCGGCGGAGACGCUCCAGACCACACAGGGCGAUGAGCCCUCCAAGCGUCGCCCCACAGCGUUACCUCGCAACUUGCUGGAGGAGAUCCGGAACUUUCAUCUUACACCUGGCGGUAGCCAUGGAUCGUCUUUCUCGAAAAGUAUUCCAACGCAAUAUUCCGAGCGCAGCCGUGACUACUUCCAGAAGGAUUCGCACGUCAAGGUAUCCCCGUCGGACUCGUUCGAGGAAGGGGAGCGUGGGUCAGGGCAAUUUGGGGUUGAAGAGGAAGAAAAUGAGCAGAUCUCUUCUGCCGUGUACUUCCCCCACGAGCGUACGGUGCCGGAUGGGAUUGAUGACCUACAACAAUUUCCCGAUGGUCCUCUUGAUGUACAGCCAGGUCAACUGCCGGCUGCGGAGAAAGGUCAUGAGCUAAUGUUAGUACCUCAAGAGCGUAGCGAUUCUCCCGAAAAGGAAAUCAGCCAUGUGGAUAUAUCCUUUCGAUCUAAGAAUGAAAGUAAGAUCCUAUAUGGCGAUAUCCAUUCUCCACGAGAGAACGUGCCAGAAAAGUUGAGUACCAUCUCUGAAUCCGGCGAUUCAAUCUACGAUUCCGAAGUCGAGCCCCAAUCAGCCGAUGAAAGUAUACAUUCUGUUGACGAGGUGGAAACACUGUCUGCCACUCCGACCCAGCGUUCCCAGCUUCUUUCUCGCCCCAAACCCCCGCAUCCGGGACCUCUUGGUGCCGUGGAAUUAAAGCCCUAUCGUCACCAGGUUGGGGGGCACACGACCGUUUUCCGCUUUUCCCGACGCGCUGUAUGCAAGCAACUGAACAACCGAGAGAAUGAGUUCUAUGAACGCAUUGAACGGAGACACCCAGAUAUGUUGCUCUUUCUUCCCAAAUACAUCGGGGUGCUGAACGUCACCUUCUCGAAAACAUCGAAACGGAAGGAUCAGGUUGAUUCUGCCGAUGGAACAAUUCCAGAGACGACACCUGCCAAUGGAACUUCAGCGCUCAGUUCUCAGCUUCUCGAGGCAGCAGAGUCACAAAAGCCACAGCGAAUUGUUAGCCAGUCCCAAGUCACAGGGGUCAUCCCCAAGGUCAUUCUGGAAAACAAUCGCCACAUCAUUCCUGCCGAUCUUUUCACGCAGCAGCAACGACCACGGACAGCAGAUGCUUCAAUAAACCGCGCACGAUCCGUUGACUGCUUCCAGGGCAUGUCAGCGGAAUCUGAUAAAUCGGCUCUGAGCAAGCGGGCCAAGAUCUGGGGCGCCACAACCGUCAAUCUCAAGCUUCAGGAGCAGGUUCUCCGCGAGGUAUUUAGCCCUCCUGCCAUUCAUCAUCAUCGAAGGCAUGCUCGUGGUCAUGUCCAUCUGCCAAGAGCUAAUUCCGACAUGCCCGCCACCGCCCACCGCCGAGAGAACUUGUCAGAAGACCGCACAGCUAGCCAUCGACGACCAGUCCCUGGGCCAAUCGCGGCUUUGCAGACAGAAGUGAUUGACAUCAACCCGCCCCCUAGUGAAGCGCCUGCUCUUUCAUCGUCGGCAUCAACUGCCCUAGACGCCAAUCAAAAUCGCCUAGAGAAGAUCCGGACUGAAGCGGAACCUAACCGAGCGAACUCGGUCUCUCGGAAUCAUCACACAAGACGGCGGCAUUCCGGGAGUGGCCUCCGAAGACGUGGCAGCAUGGGAUCUCGCAACAAUGGAGAACUCAUGUUCUUCGAUGACGAUGGUUAUGGCGGCGACAAGGAGGAUGACAUUUUCUCCAUGGAAGCCGAUGCUUCAAUGUCGAAUACACCUUCCACCACGAAACAGUCGGCUUCGCCAGCGUCGGAAAGUAACUCGACCAAUGGCUACCAUGCAACCGAAGCUUUUGCUUCUAGUAGAACGUCCGAUCCCGCCUGCCUUGGACCACAACAGCCUAUAAACCCGAUCUUGCCCAGCAACCCUAAGGAGGCACAGCUGAGAAAGGACGAACGAGUACAGUUCUUUCUCCUCCUUGAGGACCUAACAGCCGGUAUGAAUAAACCAUGUGUUCUGGAUUUGAAGAUGGGCACCCGACAGUAUGGUAUCGAGGCAAAUGAGAAGAAGAAGAAGUCUCAGCGACGGAAAUGCCAGUCCACUACUUCGCAGCAGCUGGGUGUGCGGCUCUGUGGCAUGCAGUCUUGGAAUGUCAAAAAGCAGGAGUACAUCUUUGAAGACAAGUAUUUUGGACGCGACUUGAAAUCUGGUCGUGAGUUCCAGGAUGCGCUCACUCGGUUCCUUUACGACGGCGUCAACUAUGCCAGCGUUGCCAAAAAGAUCCCUAUCAUUCUGGAGAAAUUAGCUAUGUUAGAGCACAUGAUUCGACAGCUGGAUAGGUACCGGCUUUAUGCUAGCAGUCUGUUGAUUCUUUAUGACGGAGAACCACAAUCCUCCCCUGAGCAAGGACUGCCUCGCUCUGGCGAACCUACCUCCUUCAAACAACGAACCCCCAAAGACGGCCAGAGCAGACUGGAUGUUCAACUGAAGAUUGUCGAUUUCGCUAAUUGCGUCACUGGCGAGGACAAACUUCCUCCAGAUACGCCAUGUCCACCUCACAACCCCCACGACAUUGAUCGUGGAUACCUACGUGGCCUGCGCACACUCCGGAUGUAUUUCCAGCGGAUCAUGAAAGAGGUCAGUCUGGACGAAUUUGUGGAACGAGGCGAAGGUGAAGCCAUCGCGCUGGGGUCUCAACCUGCGGCUCGUGAGCGGCCCUCUGCUCAAUAUUGGGAUGAGACUAUGAUGGAAACCGAUGCCGGCGAAGUCAGUUUCUAG
Messenger RNA from Penicillium digitatum Pd1, 3954 nucleotides. NCBI's taxonomy places the organism in Eukaryota, Fungi, Ascomycota, Eurotiomycetes, Eurotiales, Aspergillaceae. The record is from RefSeq and is a predicted model, not a curated record.